AUGAUUCAGUCGCUUGCCUGUCACUUGUCCCAUGCCCUGCCACAGUACAAGCAAGCUCUUGUGGCACAACUAUCAAGAAAUCUGGGCACAGAUCUCAACAACAUGGGUGUAGAGGAGUUGUUUGCGUUGCUUUUCAAGGAACCUCUUAGUGCUGUAGGUGACCCAGGAAGAAACAUGCGCAUGGUUAUAGAUGGCUUGGAUGAAAGCGAAUAUCAAGGACGAAAUGAGCUUCUUGAUGUGAUUGCAAAUCAGUUUUGCAAGCUUCCUAUUUGGAUUCGUUUUCUCGUCACGGCACGUCCAGCCUUAAGCAUUGCAGAGAAACUAAAACAUUUGAAGCCACUUAAACUGAAGUCUAAUGAUGCAGAGAAUAUAGAAGAUGUCAGAGUAUUUUGCCUAAAAAAACUUCAACGCGUGGUCAAGCUAGAAAAUGUGGGCGAGUUCAUAGAAAAGCUAGUGUUGAAAUCUGAAGGACUGAUGCUGUACGCUCAUUUUCUCAUAUUGGCGAUUACGGAAAAUCCAUCAAUUUUCCACGAGGGAGGCCUUGUCGGCAGUUCACCCUCAGGAAUUUCUGCCGUGUAUCAUUCCUAUUUCAAACGUUUGGAACAUGAACUCAUAAAGGAACUUAACGUAAGGGAAGAACAUUUGAUGAAUCUGUUAUCUGCCAUUACCGCUUCAAGGGAGCCCCUGCCAGUGGCGUUUGUUUCUAAAUUAUUAGUACCAGGUACCGAUUCACUACUAACAAAACGUAAAGUACUGAGAGCCUUGAACAGUGUGUCUGCACUUCUGCCCAUCCGUGACGAUUGUGUUCACGUCAUUCACAAGUCAGUUAAAGACUGGUUAACAGACAUUUCAUGUUAUGGGGAGCACGAAUUCAUCAUGGAUGAAAACGACGGUCAUCGCUUACUUGCGUACCUGUGUACUAAAGAACUUGAAAAUGUGAAGCUUAAAGGUGUCGAUAACCUUCAGUUUAGCGCCACUGAGAGGUACGCUUUGUAUCAUGAUGUACAGCACAUGCUACAGGAAGGGGUCAAGAGAGAGCCACAUAAACUGGACGAACUGACAAAAGCCCACAUUAUUGAUUUAGAAGUAGUGUAUGCCAAGACUGGCGUUAACAGCACAAUAGCGGCUGAGGACCUUUUGUGGCUUAAAAAGCAGGGGAUUUUUCCGUUGUUAUCAAAAGAUAACCAAAGUAUUGUGGACACCUUGUUGUUUGUAUUGAGGAAGAACCUCCGUUUACUUACAGAUACCCCUUGCAGGUUUCUUGAAACCAUACUUAACCAAGGAGGAAAAGUGUUGACUGUUGAGGCGUCAAAUCUUUUGCGAAAUAAGUAUCCUGAAAUACCAUAUAUGGAGGUUGUUCAUAAGGAGACGCAGCAGGGAGGUGUUGUAGCCCAAUUUCAAUGUUCAUCUGAAGUGAUCUGUUCGGACGUCUCUCCACAGUUGGAUUAUAUGGUGUGUGAAUGUAGCGACGGAAUGCUGCAGCUGUGGUCACUCCAUACUGGAAAGCUAAUGUGGACACGUCCAGUCGUAGUAGAGAAGAGGAUCAAGAGGAGCUGUACUGGCAAAGGGUAUAGAAAUUUACCUUUAGGAGACACGUUGUCAUUAUUCCGCUCUGUUGUUUUCCACCCUACAAAGGAAUGUAUUUUACCUGGGAUCAUAAGUCAGGCCUAUAUUUUUGAAUCUGUUAAUGACUGUGGGUUUUUAUUUGGCGAACUUAUUGACACAAAAGAUCCUCAGUUUCUAUGGACGUUUGGUCUUGACAAGCAACGUCUGCUACGUCCCUUUGUGGGUGAAAUAGAACUGGUGGAUACCAAAUACGCAAACAGAAACGAUCAAGGCGUAGCUACUGAAGCUGAGGGGAUAGCACUCAGUUUGGAUGGCCAGACCGUUUCUGUUGCUAGUGGCCCAUCAGUUACUGCUUAUGACGUGUCUAGUGGGAAGCUUAAAGCUGAGAUAAACUGCAGAUGGAUAACCAUAAUGCGCCAUCCUUUGUGUCCUGUUAGUAUACUGUACCGUCCUUUGUGUCCUGUUAGAGGUGGAGCCCUAAUCUUAACGAAUGCAAGCACUGUUGAGUUGUGGAGUGGUAACCUCGAUAAACGAAUCAAAAGGUGGAUCAACUUGCCUGGGGUCAAAAAACUGAUCCCUAUAUCAGAGGAACGAGUAGCAGUCGUAGGAGAGGUUGAUGUGAAAGUCCUAGAUACAAUCAGUGGAAAAGUUGUGUCAACAAUCCCACUUUUACAAGGAGAAGUUCUUACUUGCAACAGUAAAUGUCAGCUGUUCAUUCAAAGGACUCUUGAGGCAACUCAGUUUCUUCGUCCUUGUUCUUACUCUCUUCAGCUUUUGGAUGGCAAAACAGUUGUUUGGGGAAAGGAAGGCAUUAACAGGUACCCUUAUGACAAGGGUGAGGCUUUCUCACCUAUGGAACAGUUCCUUGUUGUUGGCACGACUGACGGCACCUUAGUCUUAGAUGCCGAAACAGGAAACACGCUCCGUACUUUACGUCCUUUUACAUUUACCCACUAUUGGCAUUGUACGUUUAUCAGUGACGACACAUGCGUUAUUUCUGGAUUUUGUUUAACUGUUCAGCUGUUUAACGUCAAAUCUGGUGAACUUUUAACCGAAAUUGAAGUGGAAGGUCACGUGACCUGUUUUGCGGCCUGUCCCUUUAAUCUUGUUCUCGCCAUCGGCCUGUGGAACUCCACACCUAAUUUCAAAGUUAUCAGGGUGCAUUUGCCGCGGGGCGAAGGCCGUGGAAACAUGAAAAGGUAAACUGACAGUAUUUGAGUGAGAAUUUUUUUUUUUUUGCUUGAAGGCUUACCCUAAAUGUUACUAAUUUAUCUCCUUUUUUGUCCAUACCUUUACGGUGGAUUCAUUUGCAACGUACGCGUAUAACCAGGCUAUUUGCUCGUGACAAGUUUUUUUUUUUUUUUUUAACGGGCAAAUGCGUCGGUUAUACGCAUAUGCUGUAAACGAAUUUGCCCUCUGAAUGAUGUCCAACGCAGAUGUAACGAUACCUUAUUUCUUAAUUUUUUAGCGGUCCUUCUGGAGCCACAUUGUACAAAGAGGAGAGAUUAGAUCCACCAGAGCAAGUAUGUUUCUGCGUAGGUUAUCGUAUAAACUAUGUAGAAACAUUUAAAUAUGGAUAUUAAUGUUUAAUAGAUUCAAAUCGCACUAAGAACAAAUAUGUUUCUUUUUAGCUAUGGGGACGUCUGGUUAAAUAUUCAACUUUUUAAUUGACUUUAAAGUAUGUCAUGAAUCAAUAAAUACUCUACAACUAUCUCCUGAAGGGGAGGCGAAUAGUGGUGGAAAAAUAUACCGAGACGCGAAGUGUUGAGGUAUAUAUCUAGCGCUGGUCAGCGACCCUGAGGAGGAUAGUUGUUUUAGUAUUUACCAAAUCGGUUGGAUAAAAAAUGAAAAAAAGUACCUUUUUGUAAAUUAAAAAUGUCACUGAAUAGGUUUUUUUUUACAAUUUACAAACAUUCUGGUAAAUUUUUGUCAAGUGCAUUUUUCGAUUUUGUUGCAAGUUCAGCAUGAAAAUAAUUUUCUACCCAUACCAGUAGACACCGAUGAGGCAAAGUUAGUCGCUUUCUUGGUAUUUGUUUGUACGACUGCUUCAUUUAUCGUUCAAAUUUCGUGUUCCGAAAUGUCUCGAAGCGAGACGCCAUCUUGGCUCCGGUCACAAAUUAGUGAAUAGCCAAGGAUAUUCCGAGUUACAGGAGCCAAUCAAAACGCGCGAAAAGUGCUAUUCACCGAUUGGGUAAGAAAGACCUCGGCUAAGAACGAAGAAGACUUUGGGAGAUCGCGCGUUAUCGAUGGCUGCCCCCUUUUUAUGGAACAGUCUUCCUCUGCCAAUAAGACAGGAAACAUCAAUCGACUCUUUUAAAGGCUCCGUUAAAAUAUAUUUAUUUAAGAAGGCUUUUAGUUAGAUUAUUUAUUUAUUUAUUUUUAAAUAUUGUAAUUUUACCGGGUAAUUUUACUGGUUUUUAAUUUAGUUAUUAAUAAUAUUGUAAUGCGCUUUUGAGUAUUUUUUACGCGUGGUCAAGCUAGAAAAUGUGGGCGAGUUCAUAGAAAAGCUAGUGUUGAAAUCUGAAGGACUGAUGCUGUACGCUCAUUUUCUCAUAUUGGCGAUUACGGAAAAUCCAUCAAUUUUCCACGAGGGAGGCCUUGUCGGCAGUUCACCCUCAGGAAUUUCUGCCGUGUAUCAUUCCUAUUUCAAACGUUUGGAACAUGAACUCAUAAAGGAACUUAACGUAAGGGAAGAACAUUUGAUGAAUCUGUUAUCUGCCAUUACCGCUUCAAGGGAGCCCCUGCCAGUGGCGUUUGUUUCUAAAUUAUUAGUACCAGGUACCGAUUCACUACUAACAAAACGUAAAGUACUGAGAGCCUUGAACAGUGUGUCUGCACUUCUGCCCAUCCGUGACGAUUGUGUUCACGUCAUUCACAAGUCAGUUAAAGACUGGUUAACAGACAUUUCAUGUUAUGGGGAGCACGAAUUCAUCAUGGAUGAAAACGACGGUCAUCGCUUACUUGCGUACCUGUGUACUAAAGAACUUGAAAAUGUGAAGCUUAAAGGUGUCGAUAACCUUCAGUUUAGCGCCACUGAGAGGUACGCUUUGUAUCAUGAUGUACAGCACAUGCUACAGGAAGGGGUCAAGAGAGAGCCACAUAAACUGGACGAACUGACAAAAGCCCACAUUAUUGAUUUAGAAGUAGUGUAUGCCAAGACUGGCGUUAACAGCACAAUAGCGGCUGAGGACCUUUUGUGGCUUAAAAAGCAGGGGAUUUUUCCGUUGUUAUCAAAAGAUAACCAAAGUAUUGUGGACACCUUGUUGUUUGUAUUGAGGAAGAACCUCCGUUUACUUACAGAUACCCCUUGCAGGUUUCUUGAAACCAUACUUAACCAAGGAGGAAAAGUGUUGACUGUUGAGGCGUCAAAUCUUUUGCGAAAUAAGUAUCCUGAAAUACCAUAUAUGGAGGUUGUUCAUAAGGAGACGCAGCAGGGAGGUGUUGUAGCCCAAUUUCAAUGUUCAUCUGAAGUGAUCUGUUCGGACGUCUCUCCACAGUUGGAU
Molecule: messenger RNA, 5069 nt
Organism: Porites evermanni
Lineage: Eukaryota; Metazoa; Cnidaria; Anthozoa; Scleractinia; Poritidae
Source: the annotation of a GenBank genome assembly